Messenger RNA from Penicillium brasilianum, 1896 nucleotides. The record is from the annotation of a GenBank genome assembly. NCBI's taxonomy places the organism in Eukaryota, Fungi, Ascomycota, Eurotiomycetes, Eurotiales, Aspergillaceae.
AUGGUGAUUGAGCCUUACACAAACCGUCCCGUUGCCAUUCUCGGCGGCGGAGCCCUGGGCCGGCGCAUCGCUUGCGUCUUCGUAGCAGCUGGUUACAACGUUCACGUGCAAGAUCCAUCCACGGAGGCCCUGCAGGAUGUCGCCGACUACAUUGACACACACAAGCAAGAGUUCUCUUUGAUGCCGCGAACCAGCAUGGGCAAGGGAGACGGCAUUGACAAACGUGAGGAGAACAGGGCUGUCGAGGGUGGACUGAGCGACACGGGCGUUUCGACCGUUGACUUUGGAUCUCAAUCCCAGUCACAGUCACGCUUUGGAAACUGCAAGACAUUCACAGGGAUUGGGCCUGCGGUCAGCAAUACUUGGCUCGUCAUCGAGGCUAUUCCUGAGAAGCUGGAUCUCAAGAUUGCGACUUUCCGUGAGCUGGAUGAGAAAUGUCCGGCGGAUUGUAUUAUUGGGUCGAAUAGCUCUUCUUUCAAGUCGAGUUUGAUGGCAAGUAAGAUAUCGACUGAGCGGAAGAGAAGAUUCCUCAAUAUACACUUUACCAUGCCACCCUUGAUUCGGACUGUGGAGAUGAUGACUUGUGGAGAGACCGAUCCCAAGGUCUUUUCUUAUCUAGAGGCCGUCCUGGGCGAGUGUGGACUGUUGCCAGUGACCGCACGACGAGAAUCGACAGGGUUCAUCUCCGACCGCCUCUGGGCAGCCGUGAGAUGCGAGCUCAUGAACAUCUUCUCCGACGGCGUUAGCGAACCCAGCGAAAUCGAUCUCCUCUGGGAACACAUAUUCAAGAACGGACCCGUCCCUUGUAAACUCAUGGACCAAGUAGGUCUCGACAACAUAGCCAAAAUCGAAGACAUCUACACCCAGGAACGGGGUCUCGACUCCCAAAAGACCGUCGAUUGGCUCCGCGGAAACUAUAUCAAACAAGGCCGACUCGGCCAAAAGAGUCCAAAGGGCGGCUUAUACCCUCCCAUCAUCAAAUCCGCUCCCGUCAAAGCCCAAUCUGCGAACUCUCACACCGCAACAAAGGACAUUUACCUGCUCGACGUGGGCCUGGGCGGAAACGCGCGCGACGUCUCAAAAGUCCACACCAACGGAAAAAUCCUGCGUUUGAACUUGGCAACGCACAAGCUCACCCCGAUCGUCGUGGAUCAGAAUCUACCAGACGGAAUAGACGUUUCCCGCGAGACGCAACGCAUCUUCUGGACGAACAUGGGUCAUAGCACAGCCGCAUGCGACGGUUCAGUGUGGACGGCCAAUCUAGACGGAAGCGAGAUCCGGUGUCUGAUUCCAGAAGGAAAAGUGCAUACGCCCAAACAAAUCGCCGUCGUCGACAGUCGGAAGCAAAUGUAUUUCUGCGAUCGAGAGGGUACGAGCGUGCACCGCGUCAACUUUGAGGGUAGCAACCACCAAAUCAUGGUCCAGCGUUGCGUCACCGCGGACAUGAAACUCGGCGAGCAAAUGCGCAUGUGGUGCGUCGGCAUCGCAAUCGAUGAAAAGCGUAGUCUCAUGUACUGGACGCAAAAGGGUCCUAGUAAAGGUGGUCGAGGCCGAAUCUUUCGCGCUGGCUUGGAAAUUCUACCCGGUGAGACUGCUGAAAAUCGGUCUGAUAUUGAGUGCUUGUUCGAUGGGUUGCCGGAACCGAUUGAAGUUAAUAUUGAUAGGGAUACGCAGGAUUUAUAUUGGACGGAUCGUGGGGAGCAUCCGAUGGGUUCUUCGUUGUAUCAAGCUUAUGUUGGUGGGGAGCAGGUUGCUAUGCAGAAGUUGGAUCGGGAGAAUAAUGUUGUUUAUGUGGCAGAUUUGGGGGGUACUUUGUAUUCCGUUGGGUUGGAUGAUGGGAGGAAGGUGGAAUUGGUCAAGAAUGAUGGGUGUUAUACGGGGAUUACUUUGGUUUAG